Messenger RNA from Perkinsus marinus ATCC 50983, 1910 nucleotides. RefSeq lists its product as hypothetical. The transcript has a single exon. The record is from RefSeq and is a predicted model, not a curated record. Gene Ontology annotation, cellular component: nucleus; zeta DNA polymerase complex. Gene Ontology annotation, biological process: error-prone translesion synthesis; double-strand break repair via homologous recombination. The annotation marks the transcript as partial. NCBI's taxonomy places the organism in Eukaryota, Perkinsozoa, Perkinsida, Perkinsidae. Gene Ontology annotation, molecular function: DNA-directed DNA polymerase activity; nucleic acid binding.
AUGGCCUCCUCUGGUUCCUUCGUCAUGAGGCUGUACCACCUGGAUUGGUAUCUUGCCGAGCCGUACGUAGCCCUCGGAGAUGUAGAUACCUCCAUCAUCACUAGCAAGCCUCUGUCUGUGUGUCCAGUCGUGCGCCUCUACGGCCAUGUAGUAUCGGCUGAUCCCGACGCUACUGUGCAGUGUUGUGUCCAUGUCCACGGUUACUACCCUAAAGUCUUAUUCAGUGCUGAAGCCUUCCAGCAGUCUGUCACUGAACGUCAAUUUGCCGAUGGCCUCGAGUACGUUAUGAGUGGCAGCGGCGGGGGCCAACGUGGGCAGCUCCCCCCUACUAUUGUCGAUGUGAAGAAAGUCCAACGUAUUGAUAUCUAUGGAUACCAUGAAACUCCAGAGAAUGUUUUCGAAGUGCGAUAUGUUGACCCAGGUGUAUCGUACAAACUUGCGCAUGCGUACAAAUCUUUGUGUGCUAGAUCUGGUAGUAACGGUAAGAUAUUCGAGCUGCACAUACCCUAUACCUUGCAGUUAGUCUCUGAGCAUGGGCUCGCUGCUGGUGCCACAGUCCACUUCAAAGCUGACGCUUGUUUCGUUCGCCCCACUGGUGAAAGGCAGUCGAAGUCCUUCCUCGAGGUCGAUGUGCCCUGUACCGCCAUCCAUAACCCCGAGGAGGCAUCUACCUCCCCCAGUUACCCCUCCUCUGCACGCCUGUCAACCUCUCAGCCUUGUAGUGGUACCCAACCUGCACCCUACCCGAGACCUUCUCCCCUGUCGGCCUCACAGUCAGCCGACUCUACCUCUAUGAUGUGUCAGCGUCUUAGAACUUUAUGGCGUAGCGAGUACGAGAGGAGCUUAGCUGAGGGCGUCUCGUUCCCCUACCAACCGGAGUCACGAGCCACCGGCCGUCCGUCCCCACAGAGUAUGCCCUGCCAUAUCGAGAACGCUACCAGGCUAGAGGCACUCCGGGAGUCCAUUCGCAGUCAGGAGGAGGCCAUUGACAGUGGGUCUCAGGGGGCGUAUCAGACGCAGAAGGCGGCCCUUGCAGAGCUCUUCGAGGUCGUAGCCGAUGCCGAUGAUCCUGACAAGAGUCCACUCCCACCACUAGGUCCAGAGCCUAAUGAGUAUGCUGAGAGUGUCGCAUCGGGGUCCUCGGUGGGCAGUGAUGUCGGGCUCGUGCCCAUGUAUACUAUCCCGGAGAGGAAGACUGCGAGUGAGGAUACAAAGGAGUCCGUCUUGGCACCCCGUAUGAAUGAGCUGUACGAGUUUACUCCAAACCCACCGUCGAGAGAAGCCCUCCUGGCAGAGUUGGACGAGGCGGUCGGCUUGAGCCCGAAGUACUUGUCGGCGCCUAAGCAGGGGGAUAGGAGGUCGAUCGACUACUGUACCCUGCUCUACCUAGAGGUAGCUAUACAGCUCCCCAGAGGUAUCGACAAAUGGGAUCCAACACUACACCCACUAGUGGCAGUGGUGUGUAUAUUGCGAGACCAGAGGCAAACCCCUCAGGAACGCACUUGGGUUGGUGUGAUCGGAGACCUCCUCAAGGAGGAAGAUGUCAUUGCCAUUGACCCUCUGGCCACCGUCGAUCAUCUCUCCUGCGAGUCUGAGCUCAUACUCGCCUUGGACCGAAUCUUCACCCAAUUCGACCCAACAGUGGUCAUCAGCUGGGACGCCUCCCGGAGGGGCAUCGUCUUCAUAGCCGAACGCGCCCGAGCCCUUGGCCUGCCCGGUGCCGAGAGUAUGUUCCAUCGAGUGUUCGUGCCUCCUGUCCCUGGACCCUUGGGGCCGUCGACUCUCUAUGGGAGGAUCACAUUAGACCUGUGGCAGACGCUACGGCAAGAGGACUCCCUCAAGUUGGCCACCACGACACUACACGGUGCAGCUAAGCAGCUGCUCGGCCUCACUCUACCGAGGAUACCAAU